Coregonus clupeaformis (lake whitefish) is the source of this 2892-nucleotide messenger RNA. It is a transcript of the gene plcd3a, whose product is annotated as phospholipase C, delta 3a. Gene Ontology annotation, biological process: lipid metabolic process; intracellular signal transduction. The record is from RefSeq and is a predicted model, not a curated record. Bases 1 to 2286 code for a protein of 761 amino acids. Lineage: Eukaryota; Metazoa; Chordata; Actinopteri; Salmoniformes; Salmonidae. Gene Ontology annotation, molecular function: phosphatidylinositol-4,5-bisphosphate phospholipase C activity; calcium ion binding. The transcript is spliced from 15 exons.
AUGGAGGGGGUACUAGAUGAUGAGGAUGUCCGUGCGAUGAUGCACGGUUCCAACAUGGUGAAGGUACGCUCCCAGAGGUGGCAGAAGAGCCGCAGCCUGCGUCUGCUGGAGGACGGGGUCACCGUGUGGUGUGAGUCCACCAAGAGCUCCCGCAAGGCCAAGGCACAACAGACCUUCUCAGUGACAGAGGUGGAGUGUGUGCGUGAGGGCUGCCAGUCUGAGGCUCUGCGGAGGCUAUCCGGGUCGGUACCAGAGAAUCAGUGCUUCACGGUGGUGUUCAGAGGAGCCAGGAAGAGUCUGGACCUCCUCUGCCCCUGUGAGGAGGAGGCGAGGCACUGGGUCCGAGGGAUUCGCACCCUGAAGGAACGCGUGGCCAACAUGACCCAGAAGGAGAAACUGGACCACUGGAUCCGUGGCUACCUGAAACGGGCGGAUGAGAACGACGAUGGGAAGAUGAGUUAUGACGAGGUCAAACGCCUGCUGCAGAUGAUCAACAUAGACCUGAAUGAACAGUACGCAUGCUCACUAUUCAAGAAAGCUGACCGGUCGUGUGAUGGCCGUCUGGACCACGUAGAGAUCGAGGAGUUCUGCAGGGAGCUGAUGAGGCGGCCGGAGCUGGACGCGGUGUUCAGACACUACUCUGGUAACGGCUGUGUUCUGUCCACCGCUGAGCUGAGAGACUUCCUGGGAGACCAGGGGGAGGACGCAUCACUGAUCCACGCUCAGAGCCUCAUCCGCACCUACGAGCUCAACGACUGGGCCCAGAAGAACCAGUUCAUGACCCAGAAUGGCUUCACAAUGUACAUGCUGUCCCUGGAGAACGAUGUGUUUAACCCUGACCACACCAGGGUACACCAGGACAUGACCAGACCCCUGGCCCACUAUUUCAUCUCAUCCUCACACAACACCUACCUCACCAAGGAUCAGGUCACCAGUGCCAGCAGUGCUGAGCCAUACAUCAGAGCUCUGAACCAGGGCUGUCGCUGUGUGGAACUGGAUUGUUGGGACGGGGACAAAGGAGAGCCUGUCAUCUAUCAUGGACACACCCUUACUUCUAAAGUGCCCUUCAAAGAGGUAAUCGAGACCAUCGCCCAGUAUGCCUUCAAGGCCUCCCCAUACCCCCUGAUCCUGUCCCUUGAGAACCACUGUACGGUUGAGCAGCAGGCGGUCAUGGCCCGACACCUGCGCACCAUCCUGGGCAAGAGGCUGCUCACCAAACCCCUCAACAACCAGCCUCUGAAGGACCUGCCCUCUCCUGAGGAGCUGAGGGGUCGUAUCCUGGUGAAGGGGAAGAAGGAUGUUCAUCACCUGAGCCAGCUGGGGAAGACCAGCAGCUUUGAUACCAGCUCGGACGACGAGGCAUCAAGCAGCAACAAAAAGGACAAAAAGGACCCUGCCAAGGCGGUCUCAUCUAAGCUGAGCCCAGAGCUGUCUGAACUGGUGGUGUACUGUCGAAGUGUCCCCUUCCGCGGGUUCCAACACUCUGCCCAGAAACCACCUGAUGAAUUGUCAUCCUUCAAUGAGAAUGACGCCCUCAAACACAUCAAGGACACAGGAAAGCUGUUUGUCAGACACAACAGCAGGCAGCUGAGCCGGAUCUACCCCUCCGGGCAGCGCCUCCAGUCCUCCAACUACGACCCCCAGGAUAUGUGGAACGGCGGCUGCUCGAUGGUGGCUCUGAAUUUCCAGACUCCAGGGGAGCAGAUGGAUCUGAACCAGGGCCGCUUCCUGCCUAACGGCCGCUGUGGAUACAUCCUCAAACCCAGCUUCCUGUGCAGCCCCAGCUCCAACUUCAACCCAGAGAUCACAGGAGGCGGGCCAGGUCACAUCCCCACACAGUUCACCAUACGGAUAAUAUCAGCACAGCAGCUACCUAAGAUCAACACAGACAAGCCCAACUCCAUUGUGGACCCGCAGGUGUGGGUGGAAAUUCACGGGGUGGCCAUUGAUAAUUCCAGAGACAAAACCCACCGAAUCGACAACAAUGGUUUUAACCCACGCUGGGACAGCACUUUGAGCUUCCAGCUGCAGGUCCCUGAGCUGGCCCUGGUACGCUUUGUAGUGGAAGACCAUGACCACAAAGCCAAGAACGACUUUGUGGGCCAGUACACCUUGCCCUUCACCAGCCUCCGCACAGGUUACCGCCAUGUCCACUUGCUGAAGGCAGAUGGCUCCAGCCUCUCUCCUUCCACCCUUUUCAUCCAUGUCAAGGUGUCCCGUAAGGGGGUCCCCAUCAAGACUGUGUCCGAGCGCAUGGCCUUGGCCAAGAGUAAGGGCAAAGCAUGACCCCCAUCUACCUGAACUAGUGCCACACUUAUCUGAUAAGCGUCAUGCUUAUUUCAUCUUGGGGGGGGAGUCUCCCUAAUUGGGGUGAAAAGGACAAGCUGCUGCCUGCCUAUGUACUAGUGCUCAUCUCAUACACCCAAUUUAGAGUUGGCAGGACCUAUAAGGCUCCCUGGCUACAGAGGGGAAGACAUCAGUCCUCCUCAGUCAAACCUGGAUGGGAGUCUUGCCGAAUAUGUUGGCUGGGAGAGAAACUCUCUGGCAUGUUGCUGUUGUGAGAGUAUUCUGUACUCUGUCGUCAGUGUAUUCAGAGUGUUCGUGUCUGUUUCCAUAGAGACAUGACUCUGGCACUGACCUGUUUUACACCAGAACUCUACCUGGCAGCCGUCUGCUUAUUAUGAAGCCGAUAUAGAGUUUUUAUUUCACUCAAAGCCACGUCUGUGUCCUGGAGUCCCUGUAGCAGAUCAUUAAGACGUUUCCCUUUUUUUUAAACAUAUUUAAAGUUAAGAAAUAUUGAACUUUUUUGCUACUUUUAGCUGAUGUGUGGUGAGCGUUCUGGCACAAAAAUGCAUCACCCAGGUGGGUGCCGCACAUUGAUGGUGGAUGAGG